AGACUGUGACGUCACACUGGAGCACCGUCACUUCUACUGAAGCGAAAGUGAAACUGAUCACAGCGACCGAACACGGGAUAGAUCUUUCAGAUGCUCAGAAAUCUUGAGGCUGAAUAUCAAACAGACGUCUACUCUCAUCUAAGAAGCUUUCUCAAAGAUGUCUUCAGACGAGGAUUUCUCUCUGGUUCCUGAUGAUCACCUAUCAAACACACUGAAGAAAAUCCAGAAAGAAAUUGAACGGCUCAAGGUAGAACAGCGCACCCUAGAGGAGGACAAGCAGUUCUUAAUAGAUGCCAAGAACAGUAACGUCAAAUUUACUCAGGACUUCCAAAAAGCAGCUGAAGAUGUGAAGAAGCGCAUAGAGACCACGAAGCGUACACAAGCUGUAACAGUGAGGAAAGUACAGGAGAAGCUGGCUGGUCUGAAACAGGAGCAGAUGAAACUGAAGAUGGAGAUCAGUGAAACUGUGAAGGAACUGGACUACACUGAUGAAACCCAGAAGAGCCUAAAACAGCAGACAGAGGUAUCCACUGCAGUGCCGGAGAAGAAGGUGGUGUUUAAGGGUGAGAUGGCUGAUGGAACUCAUGCGCCGGGUUUCGAUAUUCAGCCCCGUGUUGUGUAUCCUAUGGAGGAAGGAACCGCACUCAUCACCUUCGAGGAGGAACAAGUUGCUAACAAGCUUUUAGCUCUGAAGAAACAUGAGGUGCAGCUGGGCGACUGUAGUAUCACUGUACAGGCCGAACCGGUGCAGUUUCUCGUACCUACUGACGUAUCGAUGGACACUAACGUCUGUCCACGUCGCGUCCUCGUCUCCAACCUGCCGAAAAGCGAGAGCACCGAGCGAAUUCUGGACAAGCUGGAGAUUCAUUUCUCCAAGACAAAGAACAAAGGAGGCGAGGUGGAUGAAGUGGUCCUGCUAGAAGACUCUGGAAACGUUGUCAUCACCUUCACCGACAAUAACAUUGCCAGUGUUCUGACAAAUACACCAAUGCAUGAGAUUGAGAUAGAAAGAGGGAAGAAACACAAGGUGAAGGUUACGCCCUUCCUCAACGGAGAGAUCACACUUCUCAAGACGGGAACCACGAGCUGCAGCAGGACGGUACUGCUGACCGGAAUCCCCGCCGUAAUGGACAAGGACAGUCUGCAGGACCUGCUGGAGAUCCACUUCCAAAAGAGCACCAACAGCGGGGGAGAAGUGGACGCUAUCGUUUACAACCCAGCGGGAGAGAGGACUCUGGCUGUGUUCGAAGAAGACAGUCCACAAACCGAGUAGAACCGGGCAGAACAGGGAAACUGGACUGUACCAUUAUUCAUGAAUAAAUAAAUGAAUCUGAUGCUGCCAUGAGGGAUUUAUAUCUCAUUAAUCCCUCCAUGUUGUUCUGUUUAGAUUUGUGCCAUUUUUAGUUUCAUAUUAAGACAUUAUUUUAAUAUUUUUGGGUUGGUGCAAUUUGGCAAACAAAGCAAACAAACAACUAAAUAAAAUAAAUAAAUUCUGGACUGCUGAUAGGCAGAUGAAAAACUGGUCCGUCUAUUCUAACACAUCCACUGCUCAUAUACUGACUGUAACGACACAGCAAUUGACUUAAAAUGACUUAAAAUAGAACGUUUCCGACCUUCAUAGAUCUUCUGGUUCUGAAUUCUGUCUGCUAACAUUAACUAAAUAAAUAAUAAAUAAAAUGUUGCCUAACAAAUGACCUUUAUUAACCUGUAUUAGAUGCUUUAAUGUGAUUAGUGGUUGGGCUGAAUAUAAUCCGGUGUUGCCUAGCACGGUCUGGACUUCAACCAGUGUUUGUUUGCAGAACAGGCAUGGUGAGGACGCUGGAGCAUUUUAUCCAGCAGUGAUCCAACAUAGUGACACAGUCAGUAGUUUAGUUUGAGGAAGAGCACAUGUUAAUAGCUAUAAGCACAAAUUAUAAAUCAUAAAUAAAGUUUAUACCACGUUCUCCAGCGUCCUGCCUGUUCAGCCUGGUGUUACCUCAGUAAUAGAAUCAUUUACAGAAGAAUUCAGUAGUACUGUAUAAAGUAUCUGCUGGUGCUCGGCUGAUACGGACGGUCGGUGAUGCAAAGCAAGAUGAGAUGUUAAACAAAACAAAAAAAACUCUUGAGUUGCAAAACCGCUGAUCAAAAUUAGUGUUGAACAAAAUUGGUGUGUUAAACUGGACAUACAAAAUCCUGGUGAAAUUGAGAGACAUGCACCACAACAUCGUAUCAGUGCUUUAUUAAACAUCCUAUUAUACCAAUAGUUCAUUUAAAACAUUUUAGCUAUUAUUUGUUUAUUAAAAUAUUACUAGCAUCUUUAUAUUGAUUCAAUUUCAAUUAUAAUAUUUAAAAGUAUAAUAAUAAGAAUUUUAAAUAAAAGGGUUGUGGUUUAUCAAGACUUGAGGUGGAAAAUGAAACUGGGAAAACCAAGAAUCUUAAUUACCUUUAAAUCUCUUUUAUUUCGAGCUGUUUCUUAUAUUAUAUUAAAUAUUAAAUAUAAUGUUAAUCUAUGAGCCUGUAGUCACUGUGACUGUAUUACAAAUAUCAUGAUAAUAAAUUAUUACAUGAA
This is a messenger RNA of Trichomycterus rosablanca, 2548 nucleotides long. It is a transcript of the gene ifi35, whose product is annotated as interferon-induced protein 35. The transcript is spliced from 10 exons. Gene Ontology annotation, molecular function: RNA binding. The record is from RefSeq and is a predicted model, not a curated record. Lineage: Eukaryota; Metazoa; Chordata; Actinopteri; Siluriformes; Trichomycteridae. Gene Ontology annotation, cellular component: nucleus. Bases 158 to 1273 code for a protein of 371 amino acids.